AUGGGCGGCUUCGACGACGACAAUCAGCGCUCGGCCAAGCGCCUCAGGUUUGACCAAGCCGGCGCUGGCCAGCCUGCCCCGCCUUCUGAUGGGCACCAAGACAACAUCCCCGAUACUGGGGGCACAUCACAAAAUACCGAUGCAGAGUGGUUGUUUUCCCAUCCAAUCAUGCUUCCAAGCUCCUUGCCCAUCAUACCGGGUUCGGUACCUGGCGUAGUACAACCUCAUCCUGAUGCUCUCAUGCCUUUGAACCCUUCCGUAUCCGCCUCUAUGCUUUGUCCCAUGGACAACUCCAUGGCUCCGGCGCCAUGGCACGCAAGUUUUAAUGUUGCCCCAAAUCCCGCCGACAUCUCCGCCGUGUUUCCUCAGGGUCCGCAACCCGCCAUGCUUCCCAUACCAGAGCUACAGCCAUUGCAGCAUCCGGCGCCACCGUACCCUACCUCGCAGUGGCAACUCCCCCGUCAGCCCAAUAUACUGCCGCGGUUGCAGCCAAACCCACUGCCAAACCCACUGCCAAACCCACGACCACGCCAGACACAGCCAUCCCGGAACCCACCAACCAUCUCUGAGCCAGUCCAAAAAGACCAGCGCCGGCGAAAGUCCCGCGUCAAACCCAUCACCAAUAGUCCAUUCUCUGACUGUAUCGACUCUUUUGGGAACACCUUCGCCCCUCAACAAUUCUUUCGUCCACGGGAUGGCAAAGUCAACGGUUACAUCAAGUUCAACUGGAGCACGCCAAAAGAAGAUAAACAGCCAUCAAGGAUUUCUGAAGUAACGGACGACGUUGAUGACUCCUUAAAAUCAGUACCUGCCACCUAUUCCUCGAAUCAUGGCUCCGACCUUGCCUUGCAGCGUCGCUUCUCUGUGUCACACUCGACACCAUCUGUCACCACUCUGGCAGGAAGUGACUCGCCCUUUUCAACAGCGUCCACUCUUGUAUCGCCCUUAUAUCAUCAUCCGUUACCCGCAGCGAAGGUUACGCCAUACUUCGACGGCGGUAGGAAGGAGGAGCCUCGCCUUGUCCCUGCGCACUUCGGUCUGCAUACUAAGAUGGACACCAUGGACAGAAAGCUCUUCAUAUUCUAUGUACAGAACUGGUGUCCCGGAAGAAGUGUCUUGAGAAGAACCAAUCUAUGGUUGACUGAUUUUGCACGGAUGCAUGAGGGCGGCGUACUAGCUGCCAUACAUUCUCUCGCUGGUAUCUACAUCCAUGACUAUCUGCCCGAUGAGAAGUUGCGGCGUCGUAUCAACCAAAAAUUCGCCCUUGCUGAAGCUCGCUUCAGCAGCCUACUCCAAGACUCGCAUAACCUUGGUGAAACCGAGGCGAGCGAGCUCAUCACUCUAGCGUCGCUCCUCUCUAUGCAAGAUGUUGUUCUCACCGAGCGCAGACUUCAAAAACCCUAUCACCCUCGCUGGCUAACGGGGUUCAAGCAAGCAGAGACUAUGCUGCAGCUCACGGACCCGGGUGGUCGCUUCUACAAGGAGUCGAAUGUUCAGGUUAAUGCUCUACGUUUGUCGCAAUCAGUCAUUGUCGGUAGAGCUGUUAUCCUAGCUCAGCCUAUGAUGCCUCUUCCGUCUCUUGCUACAUUUGACCCUAUCGCCGAGACAUCUAGGUUUGGAUUCCUAUUGUAUGGAUCUGAGCAAGAAAUGUAUGAAAUCCACGGUGGGUGUGGUUUUUCGAAACGAUUGCUACACAUUUUCAGCCAGGUGGCCUACUGUUCCGCUCGCAUGCUUCAGGAUAGCGAAACACCGGUCGUGCCUGUAAGCGCUGACAUGCUCUACGGCCAACUUGAGAACCUGAACCAGUGGAGUGGCGAAUAUGUUGACUGGGAGGCUGCACAACAAAGGCAACAUCAACCAAUCGAGUGGAUACGCCAAAUGGACGAGACAUAUAUCGUUCAACAACCUAAGGAGAUGACAGAGGUGACUGCGGAAGCAUGGAGGCUGGCUGGAAUGGUCUACCUGCAGUGCCGUCUUUUCAGAUUACCCCGAAACCACCCUCAGGUCGUCGCCAACAUAGCCGACUUGGCCAAGAGCAUUUCCAUCAUGCCGACAUCGGGCCCGGUAUUUACGGCUCAGGCUCCACUGCUACCAGUCUUCUUUCUCGGGCUGCUGGCGACCGUUCCAGACCAUGUCGAAGUUUCCCAUGCCUGGUUUCAACAGGUUAUCCACACGCCCGUUCGCAGUGUACCAGCUGCUAAUUACAUCCCUGCGGCAGAGCGUGCCGCCACUUUAUAA
Messenger RNA from Cordyceps militaris CM01, 2238 nucleotides. RefSeq lists its product as uncharacterized. Bases 1 to 2238 code for a protein of 745 amino acids. NCBI's taxonomy places the organism in Eukaryota, Fungi, Ascomycota, Sordariomycetes, Hypocreales, Cordycipitaceae. The transcript has 5 exons. The record is from RefSeq and is a predicted model, not a curated record.